CACUCCAUAAAAACUCCUGCUCUCUAAUUUCUUCCCAGAAAUAAGCUUUCUUUUCCCCCUCUCAACUUCCUCAAGAGUCUUCCCGUGAGCUCGAUUCCAUGGCCGACGACAGCAGCUCCGCCGCCUCCACCGCAGCCGUCUCUGAGAAGAAACCAGAAGGGAAGAAGUCGUGGGCAGACGAAGCAGAGGAAGAAUCCGCCGCCUCCGUGUCCUCCUCCGCCGCCUCCGCCGACUCUUCGGAUGCCAAGAACGGCAAAGGGGAGAAAACUGAGGAGGAGUUGAAGAAGAUCGAGUCCCUCUCGAUCUCUGACAGUCCCGAUGGACCUCAGUUGGACGAUCCUGAUGAUUCCGAUAUCAAGGCGGUUACAUCAGGUGACACUGUUUACACAUCUGCUGUGAGGUUUGAAGAUUUAAAUCUGUCGAGCGAGUUGAUCAAAGGACUAUACAUUGAAAUGGGUUUCAGUAAGCCUAGCAAGAUACAGGCUGUGACACUACCCAUGAUUCUUACUCCACCCUAUAAAGAUCUUGUGGCUCAGGCACACAAUGGUUCAGGAAAAACCACGUGUUUCGUUCUUGGUAUGCUGAGCCGAGUUGAUCCUAAUAAAGGGGUGCCUCAAGCAUUCUGCAUAUGUCCUACAAGAGAGCUAGCACAACAGAACCAGGCGGUCCUUAUGAAGAUGGGAAAGUACACCGGCAUAACUUCAUUUCUUGCUAUUUCAACGGAUGCUUCUAGUUAUGUUCCGGUCGCAAAAUGUCCCCCAGUUACUGAUCAAGUCGUGAUUGGCACCCCGGGUACAAUCAAGAAGUGGACGUCCGCAAAAAAGUUAGGCACUCGGGAUGUGAAGAUACUUGUUUUUGAUGAGGCUGAUCACAUGUUGGCUGAGGAUGGUUUCAGAGAUGACUCCUUGAGGAUCAUAAGAGAGAUACGAAGAAAUGGCAACUGCCAGGUGCUCCUAUUCUCAGCCACCUUUGAUGAAACUGUGAAGGAAUUUGUAUCAAGGGUAGCACCGGAUGGAAAUCAGAUUUUCGUGAAGAAAGAAGACCUUACUCUAGAUAAAGUUAAGCAAUAUAAGGUCCAUUGUCCAGAUGAACUUGCCAAAAUGGGAGUAAUAAAGGAUAAAAUCUUUGAAUACGGACAAAAGGUGGGUCAAACAAUUAUAUUUGUUCGCACAAGGGAAAGUGCUAGGAUGUUACAUCAGGAGUUGGCUAAGGAGGGUUACAAGUGUACAUCUAUACAAGGUGCCGCGAAACAAGAUGAGCGGGACAAAAUUAUAAAGGAAUUUAAAGAUGGAUUAACCACAGUCCUCAUUACAACUGAUCUCCUUGCUCGAGGUUUUGAUCAAUCGCAGGUCAACUUGGUCGUUAACUUUGAUCUUCCUGUUAAGUACCUCUCUCCUCAAGAUCCUGAUUGUGAGGUGUACUUGCAUAGAAUUGGUAGGGCAGGACGUUUUGGACGAAAAGGUGCUGCGUUCAACCUGCUGUGCACAGAGAGGGACAAGAUUGUCAUGGAAAAAAUUGAGCGCCAUUUCAAUAGUGUUGUUCGUGAGGUGCCUAAUUGGCGAAGUGACGAGGACUUUGAGGCUGCCCUUAAAGAUGCAGGCCUUCUUUAGAUCAGAGAAACUCGACUAUAUAUAUUUAUAUGAGAGGCAUCAGAUCAUAGUAAUGUGCAUAAUAGUUGCUUCUGGCAAGCUAUUUACCAUUCUUUCUUUGGGUCUUGGUGUGAAAUUUCUACUUCUUGGGCAAGAGUGUUUUUCUACAUUCCGAACUUUAUAUCCUUGGUCAAAUGAUAAUUAGUUUUGGAAUUACUGUUCUUUAUGGUUGUCAGAGUCUCAAUGUGUUUAUUUGCCGCUGUUAACCUGUGAAAUGUCUGCAAUGUAAUUUGUAUUUAGAACUGAAGGACUGUUGUUUUUCCUUUUCACUGUUAUUCUCAAAGAUGUAUUAUUUUGUAUGAAGUUAUUUUUGUCUAGUUAAAGUAGGAGACACGGAGCUCUGCGCCAUGCGUUGAGCAGUAAGCAUUGAGCAAUCUGCGGAUGCAGAUUUGUUUUCUUGGAUC
This is a messenger RNA of Asparagus officinalis (garden asparagus), 2053 nucleotides long. Its product is annotated as DEAD-box ATP-dependent RNA helicase 38-like. Gene Ontology annotation, cellular component: nucleus; cytoplasmic stress granule. Lineage: Eukaryota; Viridiplantae; Streptophyta; Magnoliopsida; Asparagales; Asparagaceae. Gene Ontology annotation, biological process: poly(A)+ mRNA export from nucleus. Gene Ontology annotation, molecular function: RNA helicase activity; RNA binding; ATP binding. Bases 99 to 1610 code for a protein of 503 amino acids. The transcript has 8 exons. The record is from RefSeq and is a predicted model, not a curated record.